AGUGAGCGUCAAAAUUUCAGAUUCAGUGUUCUGAUAAGCAAAUACAUAAAAGAGAAAAUGCAGUCAGCUAAGAAUGUGGCAGCUUCAGCCAAGGCCGGCAUGGAGAAAACCAAGGCAACCGUCCAAGAAAAGGCGGAGAAAAUGACGACUCGUGACCCGGUCCAGAAGGAGAUGGCUGAGGAGAAGAAAGAGGCGAGGAUCCAUCAGGCGGAGCUCCAGAAGCAGCAGGAGCGCGCACAUGGUGGCGGCGGUGUUGGAACCACGACUGGCGGAGGCGCCGGGUUGGGAUCCGGUGGGGUUGGGCCCGUCGACCCGAACGUGGGCGGUGGUGCUAGAACUGGGUAUGGGUCGGAGAAAAUAAUGAAGGUGAUGCAAUCCAUCAAGGAAACCGCCGCCAAUGUCGCCGCCUCGGCCAAAUCCGGCAUGGAAAAGACCAAGGCCACCGCUCAAGAGAAGAUGGAGAGGAUGACAGCUCACAACCCGACCGAGAAGGAAAUGGCAAGCGAGAGGAAGGAAGAGCGUAUCCACCGGGCCGAGCUGAACAAGCAUGAGGCCCGUGAGCAAAAUGCCGCUGCCAAGCAGGCCGCUGGCAUGGGCGGCCCACACACCUACUCCACCACUGGGGCAACCGGGCAGCCCACUGGAGCCCACCAGAUGUCGGCCCUGCCCGGCCACGGCACUGGGCAGCCCGCUGGGCAGGUGGUAGAGGGGACUGUUGGGUCCCACCCGAUUGGGACUGCAACCGGCACAGAUUCUCUAUCGCGUAAUAUAAGCCCAAAUCUACAGCAGGAAAUCAGCAGAAUAGAAACAAACCUGACAAGAGCAGUGUUGCGCAGCAGCUCAAAAGCCCCGUGCGCGAAAUGGGCACGACCCCUUGGCAAAAUUAUCACAGAGCUCUUGCACCGUCACACUCGCCUCCUUAAUCUGCUCCAGCGUGCCCUCGAGCUCAAUAUUCUUCAGGCCCGGGUUCGUUUCGAUCGACAGCCUGGCACCCGUCUGCCGGCAUAUCUGCUUCGAGUUCACGCCUCCUUUCCCAAUAAUGGCGCCUGCCAGCGAGGCGUCCACGCUAACCUUGGCAGUGGCCGAGGCUCCAAAGCUGGCUGCUGGGGCAGGUGGGUCAGGCCUGGCUGCAAAGCGGGCUGGGUUGGAUCAGGGAAUGGGCUGGCGGGGCUCUUCGUGGGCCGGCAAAGCUCGGCAACUUUUUCAUAG
This is a messenger RNA of Striga asiatica, 1209 nucleotides long. NCBI's taxonomy places the organism in Eukaryota, Viridiplantae, Streptophyta, Magnoliopsida, Lamiales, Orobanchaceae. The record is from the annotation of a GenBank genome assembly.